AGAAGGCCCAAAAUGGGCCUUCAUUUGCUGUUGCUGUAUAAAGAUGAGAUGCCUGCGGCCAUUUGCUCCUGCCUUUGUGAUUCACGUGAUCUUGCGGUUCUUCGACAAAACUGAUCAGUUAUAGCUAUUCCCACAGAAAUUCUUCUGCUUUUGUUUCUUCAGAGAGAUCGGUCUCUCUGUUUAAGUCACUCCUUGUUUCUCUUCUGGAUUCUUCUCUUCUCUCGAACUUGAGAUGGAGUCGACUUCUCCUGAAACCCUUGCCAAGCAGCUCACAUGCGAUGAUGGCGACGACCAUCAUCGGUAUUACGAGGAAGAUGACGAUGACAGCAGUGGGUAUGGCUCCCUCACGCGGAUGAGUUCGGCCAGAUACCUCAUGGACGAUGAUCACAGCGAUGAUGGUGGCGAUGAUGCUAGAAGGAUAUGCAUGUCUCGCUUGUCCAUCUGCAACAGUACCAGGUCCCCCUUGUCUGACGACUAUGGCGACGACGAUCAAUGGAAGCCUCAAUACGAGUCAGGAGACGCAGAUGGGGAACUCUCGGACAAGAAAGAAAGUGAGAAGGAAACGGGGACAAGGACUACGUCGGAUUCCGACAUCGAACCCAGCAAGAAACCGGGCAGAGAUGUGUCGCUUAGGGGCGACACUCUGGACCCCUUGAGGAGGAUGCAAGCCGACCCACUGAGCAAGCCCAUCGAAGCCAAGAACUACGCGAGCGAGAACGACGUCGCAGAGGGCAGCCUCAGAGGAAACCGGCGAAGGAAGGGAGGGUACAGAGCGAGGGUGAAGAAGGAGAAGGUACUAGAGAAGGCGUGGGAGAUGAAGAAGACGAUGAUGAUGUUGAUGGCAGGCGGCGAUUACAACGACGACUGUGAGGAUGGUGGCAACGAUCACCAGUCGAUGCCAUCGACGCCAAAGAGCACGGGAUGCACGUACAUGGACAUGGACGAGUUGAAGGCGUGUCGGGAUCUCGGGUUUAAGGUCGACGGCUCGAGUGUGAGGAGCAGGCUUUCGUGUUCGACCAUUGACACCAACAGCAGCGCCGGCACCUCGCCCAUCGCCAACUGGAGAAUCUCCAGCCCAGGGGAUGACCCAACUGAUGUGAAGGCGAGACUCUUAGUGUGGGCGCAUGCGGUGGCCUCCACAGCUCGACUCUGCAAUUGAUUUUUUUCUGAAUGUAGAUUCGAAUGACAGAUUGUCCCACAAGGCUUCAGUCUGUAAUUAUUUAGUGUGAGUGUGUGCAUGCACCCGCAUGGACCAGUGCAUGCAUGCGUAUACGAGUGCGUGAGUGUGUGAGAGAGAGAGAAAGAAGCCAUGGAAGCCAACAUUGUGUUCAGGGUAAGACAUGUUUGAUGUCCUCGGCGCUCACACAGUGAUUGAGCUGGGUGGUUGUGGAGGAAAGGCAUAAUUAACGGCCACACCGUCGUAGCACAAAGUGGUCUUGUCCUCUAAUUUGCUUAAUAUCCGAGAUAUAGAAGGUUCGCCACUGAAGGUGAUCCUGCAACUUUUGCUUUUCUGGAAAAAGAAAAAGGAAAAUAAGUUCUCAUGAUUUUAGGUAGCUAGAUCCUUGAUUGUAACCAGGGUAAGUAUCCUGGAUGAUUUUGUUACUACCCAUUGUACAUAUUACCAGUAUAUGUUCAUGAAUGUUUAUGGUGCCGUGAAAGCAGCGGAGUAAUUGAAA
Molecule: messenger RNA, 1676 nt
Organism: Nymphaea colorata (pocket water lily)
Lineage: Eukaryota; Viridiplantae; Streptophyta; Magnoliopsida; Nymphaeales; Nymphaeaceae
Exons: 2
Coding region: 233-1159 (308 amino acids)
Source: RefSeq, a predicted model, not a curated record